Pygocentrus nattereri (red-bellied piranha) is the source of this 3034-nucleotide messenger RNA. Its product is annotated as un-named hu7910. The coding region runs from base 141 to 2225 and encodes 694 amino acids. Gene Ontology annotation, cellular component: endoplasmic reticulum; membrane. Lineage: Eukaryota; Metazoa; Chordata; Actinopteri; Characiformes; Serrasalmidae. Gene Ontology annotation, molecular function: protein binding; peptidyl-aspartic acid 3-dioxygenase activity. Gene Ontology annotation, biological process: peptidyl-aspartic acid hydroxylation. The record is from RefSeq and is a predicted model, not a curated record. The transcript is spliced from 21 exons.
CGGUUUUCCCUCAACUGCUCAGAGUGGAGCGAGCCGCUGAUUUGAUCGGCCUCUGUCCUGCUGCUUACAGAAGAAGCCCGUGAUUCUAGAGUAAGGAGCGAGUUUAUGGUCAGACCUCGCUGCGGUUCGCCUCUGUUGUGAUGGGCCAUAAGAAACCUGCUCGCAGCCAGGCUAAGAAAGAGCCCCAGGCAGUACCUGCUGUCAAUAAGAGCGCUAAGAAGGCAGAGGGAAACUCUAUCUUCAGCUGGCUGAUAGUGCUGGCUCUGCUGGGUGCCUGGAUUUCUGUGGCUGUUAUUUGGUUCGACCUGGUUGAAUACAACAGCGUUGUAGGUACGCUUGGAGGAGUUUAUGAUGCAGAUGGUGAUGGUGACUUUGAUGUGGAAGAUGCCAAAGUUCUCUUGGGGUUAAAGGAGAAAGAUGUCACAGUGGAAACAAGGGAGGCAGCUUACACAAGAGCAGAUGCUUCAGUCAAUCAAAAGACUGAAGAGGUCCUUGCAGGAGAGAGCCAAAGAGAAACUGAAAGUGAAGUGAGAGAUAAAGGAUCUGAGUCUGUCUCAGUCACUUCUGUUUAUGAAGACAAGGCUGCCCAAACAUCAGAUUUUCACUCUUUUGACUCAUACGAAAACAUUGACAGCACUGGAGAGUUAGUUGUAGAGGCCUUACCGGAGAAAACUCUAGAACUGUCUGCUACAGAAAGAUACCAAGAGGAAGAAUCAAUCCCAGUAAAACUUGAAGAAAUUAACGUUACACCUGAAAGUAAAGCUCCACCAGAGAAGAAACUAGAACCUGAACCUACAGCAGAAUCUGUACCUCUAACUCAGACUGCUCCAGAGACUACACCUCAAACAUCUGCACCUCAAGAUUCCUCAGAGUCUUCUCCUGGGCAUGAAUCUACUCCAGAGGUUACCACAGAAACAGAGGCCAAGAAGAAAAAGCCAAAAUUCUUCAAUAAAUUUGACAAAACGAUCAAAGCUGAAAUUAACGCAGCUGAGAAACUACGGAAGAAGGGGAAGGUUGAGGAAGCUCUGCGUGCAUUUGAAGCUCUUGUCCAAAAAUAUCCUCAAAGUCCCAGAAGCCGAUAUGGAAAAGCUCAGGCUGAAGAUGAUAUGGCUGAGAAGCUGAGAAGUAAUGAGAUGUUACUGAAGGCAGUAAACACUUACAAAGAAGCAGCAGAUCUCCCAGAUGCCCCUGCAGAUCUCAUUAAAGCUACGUUAAAGAGACGUGCUGACAGACAACAAUUCUUAGGUCGUACAAGAGGCUCUUUAGCUACCUUGGAGAAACUAGUGCAAAUUUUUCCAGAGGAAAUCACUCUGAAGAAUGAUCUUGGAGUGGCUCAUCUGCUGAUCGGGGAUAACAAGGGUGCUAAACAAAUCUAUGGGGAGGUUUUGGCUAUGGCACCAAAUGAUGGAUUUGCCAAAGUGCAUUAUGGAUUCAUCCUUAAAUCAGAAAAUAAGAUUGCAGAAAGCAUACCUUACCUCAGGGAGGGUUUGCAGUCAGGGGAGCCAGGCACUGAUGAUGGGAGAUUUUAUUUUCAUCUUGGAGAUGCUCUGCAGAGAAUGGGUGAUGCCAAUGAGGCUUAUGAAUGGUAUGAGACUGGUUACCAGCAUGGUCAUUUUGCAUCGGUGUGGCAGCGAUCACUUUAUAAUGUACCAGGACUGCGUGCUCAACCGUGGUGGACAGCCAAGGAAACUGGAUUCACUGACCUCGUUCGGAUGCUGGAGCGGAACUGGAUGACCAUUAGAGAUGAAGCACUAGCAGUGUUGGACACUAGUAGUGGACUGUUCUUGCCAGAGGAUGAAAAUCUUAGAGAGACAGGAAACUGGGGCCAGUUCACACUCUGGCAACAGGGCCGGAAGGUUGGUACUUCCUGCCAAAGUGUUCCUAAAACCUGUGCUUUCCUAGAACGUUACCCGGAAGCCACCAGUUGCAAGAGAGGCCAGAUCAAAUUUUCAGUGAUGCAGCCUGGCACACACGUAUGGCCACACACUGGUCCCACUAACUGCCGCCUGCGUAUGCAUCUGGGCCUCGUCAUUCCCCAUACUGGCUGCAGAAUCCGGUGCACCAAUCAAACCCGGGAGUGGGAAGAGGGGAAGGUGUUAAUAUUUGAUGACUCGUUCGAGCAUGAGGUCUGGCAGGAAGCAGAUAGCUACAGGCUCAUCUUUAUCGUGGACGUCUGGCAUCCAGAACUUAGCCAAUCACAGAGACACGCACUCUCACCCAUAUGAAGGUCUUAGCAAAUCCCAAAAGUUUUGCUCAGAGCUUUCAGCCUAUCUGAGUGACUUCUUUUUAAGCUCUUGGCCAGUCACAGGACUCUUCUGACCUCUAGCUGAUCUCUGGUACUGAACAAAAAGGCAACAUGAAUGUACGCUGCUUUUUAAAAUAAAUAUGGGUAAUUUAAGCGUGAUUUAUGAAGAACAUUAAGAAUGAACAUUUGAGUCAGGGAGAAGAAUAUGUGGAUAGAUUACUUGAGUUCUGUCAGGUUAACGCCAGUUUUGAUCUGAAAUUCCUGUUAUACGUAAAAGAGGCUAAAACACGAUGGAUUAGCAUUCCGCAAAUUAUUUUGGGAUCAUAUUUAGGAUUGAGAGGAAAAGUAUAGGCAUAGACAGGUAGUUAUGAGAAUUACAGAAGAUGACCAACCAUUAAGGAGAACUGUGACCUCCAAAGCUGCAAACACUGCAUAUUACUGUAUGAAAGUAUUUUAGCUCUAAGAAAUAUGCCACUUAAGAGGCCAAAAGCAGCAUUUUAAGAUAUGGAAAUGACGUGAUUUAACAUUGCACUACAUGCCUGUGUGUGUGUGUGUGUGUGUGUGUGUGUGUGUGUGUGUGUGUGUGUGUGUGUGUGUGUGUGUGUUUUUGAUGUGAAUGAGUGUAUGCGAGGGAGUCAAAAUUACUGAGAUGCCAUUUAUAAACUUUCAUCACUUAUAAACUGUGCCUUACACACAAUUGCCAGGCCUUUAAAGAUAUCCACUACACAUGCAAUGUAAACCCAAAACAAGCAUUAUUUUUGUUAAAUAAAAGAGAAUUAUAAUUCACAA